Molecule: messenger RNA, 609 nt
Organism: Chelonus insularis
Lineage: Eukaryota; Metazoa; Arthropoda; Insecta; Hymenoptera; Braconidae
Product: natterin-3-like
Exons: 3
Coding region: 132-569 (145 amino acids)
Source: RefSeq, a predicted model, not a curated record
GACGCAUGGGCAGACUAUUCAAACAUGAUACAUACGCGAUGAUAAGAUAAUACUUGUUCUUAACAAGGUAUGGUGAAAGAUAAGCGUCAUUUUGUGCAAAACCUUUCAUCACAGUGAAUCAAUUACGUAAAAUGCCAGCAUACAGAUGGGUGUCACGACGUGUGGGACAAUCGCUCCCCGAAACAGCUGUUCAAGGUGGCAAAGAUGUUGAUGGAAGUCCCAUCUAUGUUGGAAGAGCUUUUCAUAAUGGUGAUACCGUUCCAGCUAAGGUCAUUCCUGACAAAGAAGCUGCUUAUAUUUGCCAUGGUGGCGAAGAACACUCUAAACAUGAAUUUGAAGUACUUUGCCAAGGAGAAUUUGCGUGGGAAUUUGCUAGCAAUGGUGUAGUGCCUGAGGGUGCUGUAGUUGGUGGCCAGACUUCAGAAGGUGAACCACUUUACGUAGGACGUGUUCUCCAUAAUGGAUCCCAAACAAUUGGAAAAGUUCAAGCUAGUCAUGGAUGUCUUUAUAUUCCUUUCGAUGGUGAAGAAUUGUCUUUCAGAGAUUAUGAAGUUCUCGUCAAUCAUUAAUUAAUAAUUCAUUUUUCAAUUAAUCCAUUAUUCAAUAUAA